GCUCAACUCUUGCUCAGCUACACUUCCCAGCUCUGUUCCAGCGUGAGGAGCCACAUCUGAGGACAUAAGCACAGGAAACAUGGAGCCGCGGAUCAUCAGAACUCUGAUUUUGUUGGUGCUGGUCACCGUCUCUACUGCAGCACCGCUACAAGAUGCAGCAGUAGAAGGUGGAGGCACCAGCCCUGCCGCUCCAGACAGAUGUGCCGGUGUUGAAUUUGACGCCAUCACUCCUAACGAAAAAGGAAACACUCUCUUCUUCAAAGGUAAUCACGUGUGGAAUGGCUUCACUGGUCCAGCUCAGCUCUCCAGUUUGCACUUUAAGGAACUGAAUGGUCCUAUUAACGCCGCUUUCCGCAUGCACAACACCGAAAACCCAGACGACCACGAUCACAUCUACCUUUUCCAGGAUGAUAAAGUGUACAGUUACUUCAACCAAACUCUGGAGGAAGGGUAUCCAAAACAAAUCCCAGAGGAUUUUCCUGGAGUUCCCACUCACCUGGACGCUGCAGUGGAGUGUCCCAAAGGAGAGUGCAUGGCUGACUCGGUUCUGUUCUUUAAAGGCCAGGACGUGCAUGUUUAUGAUAUCGCCACAAAAGCAGUGAAGACCAAGACCUGGUCCCACCUGCCGUCCUGCACGUCUGCUUUCCGCUGGCUCGAGCACUACUACUGCUUCCACGGGCAGAACUUCACCCGCUUCCACCCCGUCUCAGGAGAGGUGACCGGCGCCUACCCCAAGGACGCCCGCCGCUACUUCAUGACCUGCCCCAACUUUGGUCAUGGAGGAGAUCGAAAACCUCUUAAAUGCAGCGACGUCAAACUGAAUGCAGCCACAACAGACGAUGGAGGCAGGACGUAUUUCUUUGCAGGUCCGAUCUACAUGCGUGUUGACACACACCGUGACGGAUUUCAUGCCUUCCCAAUAACCAGAGCGUGGAAGGAGGUGAACGAUGGAGUUGAUGCCGUCUUCUCUUACGACAGCAAAGUCUACUUGAUUAAGGGCGAUCAGGUUUACAUCUACAAAGCAGACGCUCACUUCACCUUGAUUGAAGGUUACCCUAAAACUGUCAAGGAGGAGCUGGGCAUUGAGGGAACCGUGGAUGCCGCGUUUGUAUGCCCAACUGAAAACACAGCUCACAUAAUUCAAGGGAACAGCAUGCGUGAUGUUGACCUCACCGCCACACCCAGGGUUAUCAGCCAAACCUUCCCAUUGCCAUUGUCUGAUAUAGACGCCGGUCUGUGCGGUGAUGAUGGAAUAAGGUUAUUUAAAGGCUCGCAGUUUUACCACUACGAAAGCCCCAGGGUCCUGGCGAUGGGCAGGAUCGCACCAGUGGCCUUGGACAUCACCUCAGCCCUGAUGGGAUGUCAGGAUUAAGGAGGAGAAAUCUCUGAGAAACGGCAAAGAAAUGAUCUCUAACUCAAACAUUGAGUAGCCAGGCAGUUUACUACAACUUUGGACAAGCCUUGUGUCAUGCAGUCACGUUUGGCUUUUGUUUGGAGAAUAAAAAGCAAAAAAAAAAACAAAACA
Molecule: messenger RNA, 1525 nt
Organism: Poeciliopsis prolifica (blackstripe livebearer)
Lineage: Eukaryota; Metazoa; Chordata; Actinopteri; Cyprinodontiformes; Poeciliidae
Gene: hpxb
Product: hemopexin b
Exons: 10
Coding region: 80-1372 (430 amino acids)
Biological process (GO): heme transport; intracellular iron ion homeostasis
Molecular function (GO): heme transmembrane transporter activity
Source: RefSeq, a predicted model, not a curated record